AUGAUGAGCCCCAAGAAGCUAAUGAAGAUUGCAAGGAAGUGGGAAAAACUAGCAUCUUCCGGCAGGAAAAGAAUUUCGCAUCCGGGAGAUAAUGUGGAGGUGAAUUCAUCAUUAGCACCAGAGAAGGGGCAUUUUGUCAUCUACACGGCCGAUGGUGGGCGUUUCACUAUUCCUUUGCAUUGUCUCCAUAGCAAUAUCUUCCAAGAGCUCUUCAAGAUGUCUGAACAAGAGUUUGGUUUGUCAGGGGACGGUCCUAUCAUUGUGCCCUGUGAUGCAGCUUCCAUGGAGUACAUAGUCUUGUUAGUGCGGAGAUGCAUAGCCAUAGACAUAGAAAAAGCUUUGCUCAAUUGUGUUGCGUUCACUCCGUGCUCGUUGGCUGCUGCUGUUCAUACCAAAUGUGUGGUUCAGCAAGUUCCUUCUCUUGGCUAG
Molecule: messenger RNA, 429 nt
Organism: Rhodamnia argentea
Lineage: Eukaryota; Viridiplantae; Streptophyta; Magnoliopsida; Myrtales; Myrtaceae
Product: auxin-responsive protein SAUR68-like
Exons: 1
Coding region: 1-429 (142 amino acids)
Biological process (GO): response to auxin
Source: RefSeq, a predicted model, not a curated record